This is a messenger RNA of Penicillium longicatenatum, 792 nucleotides long. RefSeq lists its product as uncharacterized. The transcript has a single exon. The record is from RefSeq and is a predicted model, not a curated record. Bases 1 to 792 code for a protein of 263 amino acids. NCBI's taxonomy places the organism in Eukaryota, Fungi, Ascomycota, Eurotiomycetes, Eurotiales, Aspergillaceae.
AUGACUCCCAAGAAGGCACCGGGUCAUCAGAUGAAGUUGCCUUAUGAGAAGGCAUGGUACGUUAUAGGCUCUAUUGAUUCAUACCUUUUUCACCUCUCAAUCUUCACCAGCCCAGUAAACAAUCAUACCGAUUCAAACACGACUGAGGCAUCAGCCAGCACCGAAAAAACCGAGGGUCCCAAUCCCAAGUCUACUUUGGAGGAGUUUAAUGAAUUGAGCUUAGAAAUUCCUUCUUCUCAACAAACCCCAGGAGGAAUCUCUCUGCCAAUAGUCCUACCUGCCGCCAGCCCCGAGUCCGACAUUGAGACCGAAGACGAAGACGACGAUGAUGACCAGGGCGAAGGCGAUGAUGACGAUGUCGACGACGAUGAGUAUCACAUGGAGUCGGCUGAAUGGAAAGCCAAAUCACGCGAUCGAACCCGCAAGUUCGUCAGGGAUUUUCUCGAUUCAGCCAAGGCGCAGCAUAUCAUUGAUAUGAAGAUCCGCCGUCUCGUCGGGGAGAAUGAUUUCAAAUCUUGGCUUUCUGCCAUUGAAACGCAGCUUCGCAUGCAUCAAGUAUGGGAGAUCGUGGAAGAUGAACUUACAAUGUUGGCUACGACCGAUGAUCUCUACAGAGACAUGAUGCAAAUGAAGGAUGUUGCCUGCGCAUUAAUUUUCGCCAAUGUCUCUCAGGAAAUUCGUGAGUGUCCAUGCGUCUACAAAUCGCUCCGGGACCGAGACCCAUGCAUGAUGAUGGGGACCAUCCAUGCACACUUCGGACCCGAAGGUACCGGUGGGGAAAAUUGUCAUUGA